Molecule: messenger RNA, 1353 nt
Organism: Danaus chrysippus (African queen)
Lineage: Eukaryota; Metazoa; Arthropoda; Insecta; Lepidoptera; Nymphalidae
Source: the annotation of a GenBank genome assembly
AUGAAUUAUAGUGAACGAACUACAAAUAUGUCUACAGACUUUACAGUUAAUGAUUUUGAUAGUUUGGAGAAAUUUAAUCUGAGCGUCAAUUUAUCUGGACCCUUGCAAUUUGGUACUGAAUUGGAUAUUUUGUUUCAACCUGAAAACGUGCUGAUAGCGCUUUACGUGCCUGUUAUCUUAUUAUCUUUGGUGACUAAUAUUUUGCUAAUUAUAGUGGCUGUGAAGUGUAAUUAUACCAAAAACGUCACGAACAUCUUCCUCGUGAACCUAUCUCUAGCUGAUCUGCUGGUGACGGGGGUGUGCAUGCCGAUUCAGCUCAGUAAAGCCAUCACUCUGGUCUGGUUUUACGGGGAGACUGUCUGCAAGAUCGUAAAUUAUAUUCAAGGUGUUGCCGUCGCAGCUAGUGUUUUUACUCUCACAGCUAUGUCGGUGGAUCGUUGGCUGUCAAUAGCUCCAGAACCUCGACUUCGUCCCCCGGGCAGACGACAGGCUUUAUUAUUGCUCACACUGUUAUGGAUCGUAGCUCUUUUGAUCUUCAUACCGCUAUUCUUAGUAGCGUCAGUUCGAAAAGAAUCUGUUCCAAUUAUAUCCAAGACAGAAAAAAAUAUUUCUAUAGAGACAAAAGAUGUACAUUUUUGUACAGAAGAGUGGCCCAGUCCAGAGACGAGAAAACAAUUUGGUACAUUUAGCUUUACGUUAGUGUACGCAAUACCAGGAUCAAUCACGAUAUUGUCAUACGCAUUCAUGGGUAGAACUCUUUGUUCUGUGCGGCCGCCUUUCGAUAUUGAUGAAGGGAAUGUCAGCAUGCAACAGGGUUUGCGACUAAUGAAGGAGAGGAAGCGUGUGGCAUGGAUCUUAUUAUUGUUGGCUGUUUUAUUUGCUCUGUGUUGGAUGCCUUACAAUAUCAUGCAACUAUUGCUUGACAUAAAUGCUGUUAAUACUAAAGCAUUGAGCUUGGUUCUUCCUUAUGCCCUCUUUGUCGGUCAUGCUAACUCGGCCAUCAAUCCUAUAGUAUACUGUUUAAUGACGAGGAACUUUCAGCGUUCGGUACACAAACUGCUUUGUGGACGAGCCGUGUGUCAACAGACCAAGUUUACGUGGCGAUGCAACCAGAAACCGGACGGAUCUUCAAGUGACUAUGAGCUUUAUCACGAGCCACAUAAACGAUGCUAUUUACAACUGAAUGCUCUCCGUUACAAUGGUCACAUGAACGCCGCGCCGAUGUUACGCAGCACGGCGCACGCAACGACACAACUCAGUCACGUCACGCGAUCAUCUCGACGCACCGCUCCCGCACACACGCUCUCGGUAGAUAUGCUGCAGAGACACGGACACAUUGACUACACACGAUAG